Molecule: messenger RNA, 855 nt
Organism: Sclerotinia sclerotiorum 1980 UF-70
Lineage: Eukaryota; Fungi; Ascomycota; Leotiomycetes; Helotiales; Sclerotiniaceae
Exons: 2
Coding region: 1-855 (284 amino acids)
Source: RefSeq, a predicted model, not a curated record
AUGGCAUCCCCAGCUAUCCCACAGAAGCGAACCUAUAGGCACAAAUCACACUCGGAAGAAUUGAAGAAUAAACGUAUCUGCACCGCGGCAAGCAUAGCUGCGGCAAAGGUAUCACAGCAGGCACCUACGAUCGAACGAGUCCUUACCAUCUCAGAAGAUGCCGUCUGGUCACUCCGCAAAUCCGAUCUCCGAACUCACUUCCUCACUCUUCAACAAUACACUCAAUCACUGUCGGAUGCGGUGCCAAGAACCGAUUGCAGUGUAGAUGCCCACGUGCCGCCCUCCGAUGACCCUCGUCUUGGGCCCCAUCCCCGCCAACUCCAAUCCCACAUUUACCUCUCCUGCGUAUUUGAAGUUGCGGUCCUCCACCUCAAUCGCCAAAUAUACCACGAAGCGCUCCCAAUAUUCUACGGCGAUCCCCUCCAAACCAUCUCUAUAACCGUCAAUUACAAUCUCUGGGCGCACAAGACGCAACGCUCCGAUCUAGUUCUCUCAUCAUCCCUCACCUCAUCUAUUCGAAAUCUGUCGCUUUCCAUCCAGCUCGGUAGUGAGAAACGAAAACAGAAACCCGAAGAUUUUGAAGCUGAGGCGAGACUAAAGGAAGUAGCUAAAGGUAUCAAGAAACUGAGGAAAUGGUUAGCAGGAGCCGAUAUUCAAGUUCUGACAAUUGGGUGGCAAGAGCCACCGCAAACUUAUACAUUGGAGCAGAAGAAAGAGGUUUUGGAUGGGCUUAGACCUCUGAGGGCAGUAAGGGUGGAGGCCGGAGAUAUAAAUUGGGGCUUGGAUUGGAACAAGGGAAAGAAAUUUAGGUUUGACGUUGAUUAUUUAAAAGAGUUGGAAAGAGAACGAUUCUGA